AUGAUUGAGUUGCGAGCUUCCCCUAAUUCUAAGAAUAAAAAUAAUCCCUUCAUUGAUCGGUAUAUUGGUAAUUUAAACACCUCAUCUGAAGCAAUUACGCCAUUGAAAAGUGUAUCCCCCAAUAAGUUGAAUUUUCAGAAGGAUAUUUCAACUCCAAUAAAGCCUAUUAAAUCAUCUAAUUAUUUGUCUAGUACCAAAAAUCUUUCUAGUAAUAAAGAAAAUCCAUUAAUUUACAAUUCUAGAAGUUCUAUCAAAACACCCUCUAAUAUUUCUUUUUCUAAAUAUAAACUAAAUUCCACUGGUGAAUCAGUAGAUUUGUCAAAAUAUUCUAAGGAAGAUCUCAGAUAUUAUGAGUUUCUGUGUCGUGUAGCAGAAGUGAAAAGAUGGAUUGAAAAUUUAAUUAAAGAAGAUUUACCAUCAGAAAUCGACUUGUGUGCUGGAGAUGCUUUGAGAAAUGGUGUGUAUUUAGCCCAAAUGGCACAAGCAAUCAAUCCUGAUUUAGUUCUUACAAUUGUACCUGCAGGCAACAAAUUACAAUUUAGGCAUACUCAAAAUAUUAAUGCUUUCUUCCUUCUUGUGGAAAAUGUGGGCGUUCCCGAUUCUUUUAGAUUUGAAGCUCAAGAUUUGUAUAAUAAAAAAGAUUUACCUCAGGUAUUUGAGACAUUACAUAUCUUAAUUACUAUUAUUACAAAGAAAUGGCCAGGCAAAACCCCUACUUUGACAAAUUUAUCUGGACAAAUAGACUUUGAGAUGGAAGAUAUAAAAAAGUGUAAAAGAACGUGGCCUAGAAUUCGGGAUUUUAAAUCUUUAGGAGUAUCACCUUCCUCUAAUUCAGUGGUCUCUUCCCCUUUCAAGGAGAAACCAUCAGGAUUAAUUAGUGAUUUCCAAAAAUAUGCUAAACCAGAGGUACAUGUUAAUGGACCAACAAAUGAAUUAUUUACCACACCAACAAAAAAGAUUCUUUACAGUAAUAGUGAGAAUGAAAAAAAAGGCAAGAGGAGUACAGAUGAAUAUAUCCUUCGAAGUAUGCCAAAAUUGAAAUCGCCAGUAUUUAUUAGUAAGAAUAUUGCAUCUCCAUCAGCCGAUUCUGAUGCAUAUAAACCUUCAUCACUUUAUCUUCCAACACCGACUUUUAGAGAUAGAAAUAUUUUUGAGAAAACACCACAACUAAGUUACAGUCCUAUCAAAAAUACAAGUCUUUCAUAUUAUUCACCUUCAAUAUCCAAACAUUUGUCAUAUGAUACUGAUUUUUUUAAAAGAAGAAGUCAAAUAAGGAAAGAAGAUUUGGAGUAUUAUAGAAGUUUUAAUUACAGUCCUUCAAGAUAUUCUCCUGUACGCAGAGAAAAGAUGACAGAAGAUGAAUACUUAGAUAAAAUUAUUAAGUUGCAAAGUUAUUGUAGAGGCUCCAACAUUAGAUUUGAUCUUUACAUGCAAGGAAGACUUAUUGAUUUAUUUUAUAAUGACAUUUGUUCAUUUCAAUCUAUAUGUCAAGGUUACAGGGUAAGGAAGUCAUUAAACAUUGGCAAACGACUAUCAUUAUCACAGGAGGAGAUCAUGUUACAAAAUAAAUUGAAGGCUUUUGUAUUAGGUAAUCAUACUAGAAAAGAUUUGGAUAGAGCAGGAAUGAAAUGUUUAAGAGAAGAGAAGAUAUUUACUAGAUUACAAGCUAUUACUAGAUCAGUAAUAAUAAGGAGAAGAUGUAAUAAGGCCUUAAAUGGCAUGAAAUCAAUAAAACAGCCAGUAAUAUUUUUCCAAUCAUGUAUAAGAGGUCAUUUAAUAAGAAAAUCAUCAAUCAAUGAUUCAUUAAAAAGAGAUAUUAUUUGUUUGCAAAAUAGGUUGAGAGCAUCCAUUAUUAGGAAACAAAUAUCGAUUCUUAGAAAAACUUUAACUCAAAAAUUUGCUGAUGAACUGCCUUUAUUUCAAGCAAGAAUUAGAGCAAUAUUCAUAAGAAAGGAUAUUUUAAAACAAGUAAUAGGAGCGAGAACAUGCAAUAAACAGAUUAUAAAUCUAUCCACAAGAAUUAGAGGGAUGUAUGUUCGUCAAAUAUUUAACCAAAUACAAAUCGAAAGUAAUGAUACUUUUGAUCGAUUGGAUAAAUUUCAGGGUAUCAUAAGAGGUUUGCUAGUAAGAUAUGCACUUGAUUUAGUGGAUAAUAUUAUUGAGAAUAACAAUCUAAUUAAUCUUCAAGCAAGUAUAAAGGGUUUUUUAAUACGAUCAUCACUCAAUGAAAGAAAUAAUCUCUUCAGAAGGAAUGAAAGAUCUAUUAUGAUGAUUCAAAGUAAAAUAAAAAUGUAUCUUCAAAGAAAAGCCUACAUAGAGCUAAUUGAAUCUCCAAAUCCAUCGCUAUAUACUGUAAGAAAAUUCACCUAUCUUUUGAAUAAUAUAGGAACCAUCGAAGAUGUCCAGAAUGACUUAGAAAGUUGCCAAGCAUCUUUGGAUGCGGAGAAUAUGAAGAAAGAAAAGUUGCAAAAACAAAUUAGAAAACAGCUAGACACAUUAAAAGUGUUGGAAAAAUAUGGAAUAUUUGCUGAUGACGAUUACCAUUUUUCUCAUGCAUGUUCUAUUCCAAAUUCAAAGUAUCCAACAAUGAGAAAGCUAUUCUUUUUAUUGCAAGUAAACCCAAUAUACUGGAGACAAAUGUAUAUUAGUCAUCCACAAUUUGUUAAAGAUAGUAUAUAUCUUUCGUUUACUACUUUUAAUCAAAAAAUGGGGAAUAGAGAAAAAAUUUAUUUUACUAGGCAAAUUUGUGAGUUUUUGCAAUAUUCACUAAAUAAAUGUCACACAAUUAAUAAAUUCCUGGUGACCUCAGGAGAAUUUUGGGACUUUCUAUUAAAAUGUUUUUUUGAAAAGGAAUGCUCAGCUUCAUACACACUGUUCAUUCCUGUAUUAGAAUAUAUUUCGAAUACUACAAUUAGUUUUGAAAGUGAUCCAGGUAUUAUAUAUCAAAAUAUUUACGGUCAGCCUCCAUCCGGUAAUGUGGUUCCAAUUGAAGAUUCCCGUGUUAAAGAAACAUUUAUCGUAAAUUUACGGAAUUUAUGGCAUGGAAUUGAAAUAAUUGCUGAAAUAUUUACAAGAAAAUACCAAUAUAUUCCAAUCGAAUUGAAAUAUGUUUGUACCAAAAUGUUUGGUUGGGCGGCAGAUCACAAUUCAAAUGAAAUUGAUUCAUUAAGAUGUGUUUCAAGGAUAUUAAUAGGUACUUUUGUUAAUUUAUAUUUAUCAAAAAGCGAACUAUUUGGAUUUGAGAAAUAUCAAGACACGAUUGUAAGGGAUAAAAUUGAGGUUUUAAUCUCUUCGUUAUCAACAUUAUUUGGAUUUGUAUCAUUUGAAGGGUAUUUUGAACCAUUAAAUCAAUAUAGUAAUGAAAUAAUGCCACAUAUUAAGGAUAUUUUAUAUUCUCUCAUGAUUGGACCAGAAUAUGAACAAGAUGGUGAUAAAAUGAUAUAUUAUGAUAUGUCAUCAGAGACACCAAAGCUUGAAAUCUUAUCUCAAAAGGCUAAAGAUAUCUUCAAGAUGUUUAAGGACAAUUUGUAUCAAUAUCCACAGGAAGAUGUAAUACACGAAUUGUUGUCAAACAGUAAAGAAGACUUAACAAUAUCUAAUGAAGGGCGUUUAUUUUUAGAAUUGAAUCCAUCCGUAUAUUGCUUUCUUGUGUCAGAUGAUAAAAUGAGGAAGCUUUAUGAUCAAACCAAGCGUUCAUUGGUAUAUAUGACACAAAUAGAGGAUGUAUCAACAAAUUUGUUUGAUUUAGUUGUUAGUUGUAUUCUUCCAGAAGAUGAGGUUGUUUUUCAGCAUUUUUUGAGUGAGAAUAAGCAAGUAUCUGAGGAUUCUGUCAUUAAAACACUAGAUAAAGUCAGUUAUUUCAACUUAAAGCAAUCAACCUUACGCAAAAUCCAUGAAUUAGAAAAUGCAAAUAUAAUUUGUGCCACUGAUAACAAACUGCAAAAUAUUCUUAAUGAUAUUGCUAAUACAAUUAAAAAUCCAUACUAUGCUAUCAAUUAUGUGAAGCAAGAAUUAGAAGUAACUCGAGUUACAUUAAGUAAAUUGUCGCACUUAAACAAAGAAUUAGAAAUUUAUUUAAGAGAAAUUAAAGAAUUGAUUAACAAAACGAUUAAAAGUUUACAAAAAUCAAGGAAUUUUGUUCCUCAUAAUAGAAGUACAUUUGGUAAUAUUAAAAAUGCAGUUAGAAAAGUAGGUAAUAAGGAUAUACCAGAAUUAAAUGGAUUAAAAUUCAAAUGGACAGUGAGACAGUUAUACGAGAAUGGUGUAAUUGAGAAGAUUGUUGGCGAAAGACUUGGACAGCAGACAGUAAAAGUGUUUGGAUCAAGUGGCCCCAAAUACCCUGAUAUUAUAAUCAAAAUAUCCUCAUCUAAUGGUUCAGUUUUUGGGAUUCAAUUAUUAGAUAAACGUAAAGGUCCUGAAAAGAGACAUUCGGAUACAGUUGAUUCAUUUACUCUAGAAAAUUUGGUUUCUAGUCAAGUUGAUGAAGAGAAAAAGAAAUUACAACUAUUAAAUUCCAAAGUAACAUUCAACACUUCUAAAUUAUUACAAUUAAUCAUUCAGACAUUUUUUAAAUAA
This is a messenger RNA of Arxiozyma heterogenica, 4575 nucleotides long. It is a transcript of the gene IQG1, whose product is annotated as Iqg1p. Gene Ontology annotation, biological process: mitotic actomyosin contractile ring assembly actin filament organization. The record is from RefSeq and is a predicted model, not a curated record. The coding region runs from base 1 to 4575 and encodes 1524 amino acids. NCBI's taxonomy places the organism in Eukaryota, Fungi, Ascomycota, Saccharomycetes, Saccharomycetales, Saccharomycetaceae. Gene Ontology annotation, molecular function: calmodulin binding; GTPase activator activity; actin filament binding. The transcript has a single exon. Gene Ontology annotation, cellular component: cell cortex; mitotic actomyosin contractile ring.